Molecule: messenger RNA, 900 nt
Organism: Anoplophora glabripennis (Asian longhorned beetle)
Lineage: Eukaryota; Metazoa; Arthropoda; Insecta; Coleoptera; Cerambycidae
Gene: BCAS2
Product: pre-mRNA-splicing factor SPF27
Exons: 2
Coding region: 167-835 (222 amino acids)
Biological process (GO): mRNA processing
Cellular component (GO): precatalytic spliceosome; catalytic step 2 spliceosome; Prp19 complex
Source: RefSeq, a predicted model, not a curated record
UAAAAAUUCUGAAUUCUCGCCCAAUCCACUCCACUCCUAAUCCGUAACAGUUUGCCGUGUCACUGGAGUGAAGUUCUUUUUUUAUAGAGUAUUAAAUUAAAUAAUUUAUAAUACGAGUAUACAAUUUCGUAAAUAACCUAUUCUUUUUUGUUCAAAAUAGUUGAUAAUGGCUGGAGAAGUAGUUGUAGAUGCUUUGCCAUAUAUUGAUCAAGGAUAUGAUGAACCAGGAGUUAGAGAAGCUGCAUUUGCUAUGGUUGAAGAAGAAUGCAGAAGGUACAGACCUACCAAAAAUUAUUUAGAACAUUUACCUCCGUUAAAUGUUUCAUCUUUUGAAACACCUAUAAUGCAUAAUGAGUUUGAAAGACUUCAAAAUCGUUUACCCAUGGAGACCCUUUCAAUGAAGCGUUAUGAAUUACCUCCACCACCUACUGGCAAAUUGAACGAAGUGAGUGCAUGGAUAGAAUGUGUAGAUAAUUCACAGGCUCAGUUAGAACAUCAAGCAGUAAGAAUAUUAAAUUUACAACUUAUGUUAGAAUAUUGUUGUCCAGCUUGGCAACGAUAUCUGCAGACAUUAACAGAUUCGGAAAAAUUGGCCUCCAAAAAAUUGGCAGAAUUAAGGCAACAGUUACAAGAAGUCAACUGGCAGAGAAAGUCCUUACAAACGAAGGGAGGAGAACAGUUAAAGGGAUUAGAAGCAAAAUGGGUUGCUUUAGUUUCUCAAAACUAUGAAAUUGAACAGGCUUGUUGUUUGGCUGAAGAAUAUAUAGCUCAAGUGAAACAGAAUCCACAAGUCCUCAGUUAUCAAAAUUCACAAGUUCAGGGCGUUAAUGGAUAAUAUUUUUAUUUUAAAUAACUAUAGUGAUGAUUUAAAAACAUUAAAUAAAUCUGUUUUAUAUUUUA